GGCAAACAACGGAAACUCUAAAGUCAUAUGAUCGAUUUGCGAUUCCUUCAGAACAUAGCAUUCUGUUGCGAAGAUGGCCAGCCAAACGCAAGGUAUUCAACAGCUUUUGGCAGCUGAAAAAAGAGCUGCAGAGAAAGUUGCAGAAGCUAGAAAACGUAAAGCACGUAGAUUGAAACAAGCAAAAGAAGAAGCUCAAGAUGAAAUUGAAAAAUAUAGACAAGAAAGAGAAAAACAAUUUCGUGAAUUUGAAGCAAAACAUAUGGGAUCAAAAGAAGAUGUAGCAGCCCGUAUAGAAGCUGAUACAAAAAUAAAAACAGAAGAAAUGAAUCAAACUGUGUCUAUGCAUAAAGAUUCUGUUGUGCAUACAAUUUUGGAGUUGGUAUACGACAUUAAAGCAGAAUUGCACAAGAAUUACCGCGCCGAAAUUUAAAUCAGAAAAAUCGUAUCGAUUACUUAUAAAUAUUGCAUCUUAUGCUAUAAAUGUACAUUACGUACUUUGUUUUAUCAUGUCUUAAAACGUAUCUAUCAUUGUUAUGUUGUACUUUUGUCAGGAAAUGUGUAUAUCCUUCAAUUGUAGAUGGUGGUAUUCAAAUUAUUAGAAUUCUUUCUGCAGUUGCUACACGACAAUAAAUGUAACCUAUGCCGAGCUUUUACCACCAUAAUGGAAAGUUUAAGGAUUAUCAUAGUGCCGUCAUGGUAGCAAUAUAGAUGCAAACAAAUUAUCGUCAUUAUGAUAUAUCAAGGCCUAGAUAUAUUAGCAUGACGUGUAAAUGUUAAAGCUUAGGGUGGUGGUAGAAAGUUGUACAUCAUUAAAUGUAUAUUGUUAUUGAUAGAUGUCAUUCCAUAAUUCUGCUGCAUCGAGGACAUAAAAAUUCGUUAAACAAUUCUGUACAACUUCCAAAGAAUCACACAUAAGCUCCCAAUCUGAUGUGGUUCUCACGACGAUGUACAUAAUAUAUAUUAUUUGUUUUGUUUGAAACACACAUUUAAACUUUGUUAAGGUAUAGAGAUACAAGAAAUUAUACCUCAUGUAUAAACCCUGUCUCCGUAUGCUGACUAAUCUGUACAGUAUUAAUGUUCGGAAAUAAAAACGAUCAAAAGAUAAUUAUUUUGUA
Messenger RNA from Apis mellifera (honey bee), 1115 nucleotides. It is a transcript of the gene Vha13, whose product is annotated as V-type proton ATPase subunit G. The transcript is spliced from 4 exons. Gene Ontology annotation, cellular component: vacuolar proton-transporting V-type ATPase complex. The coding region runs from base 74 to 430 and encodes 118 amino acids. Gene Ontology annotation, biological process: proton transmembrane transport. NCBI's taxonomy places the organism in Eukaryota, Metazoa, Arthropoda, Insecta, Hymenoptera, Apidae. The record is from RefSeq and is a predicted model, not a curated record. Gene Ontology annotation, molecular function: proton-transporting ATPase activity, rotational mechanism.